Leptinotarsa decemlineata (Colorado potato beetle) is the source of this 3076-nucleotide messenger RNA. It is a transcript of the gene kar, whose product is annotated as monocarboxylate transporter 10-like protein kar. The record is from RefSeq and is a predicted model, not a curated record. Gene Ontology annotation, molecular function: transmembrane transporter activity. Lineage: Eukaryota; Metazoa; Arthropoda; Insecta; Coleoptera; Chrysomelidae. Gene Ontology annotation, biological process: transmembrane transport.
CUAGCGCCUGCCUAGAGUGCCUAAGCGCUAGCGCCAGUGAGACAGCGGUUUGUCGGUCGCCUGGCAGUUCUCACGACGGAUUGCAUCCGAACGAAAGGCAGUUUAAUCGAAGCAGCUCCAGCUGAUUGUACACGUGGUCCUCACAUUCCAAUAAUAAAAAACGUGUAAUGAAACGAGUACUAUAAGUGAGGUUAAGAAAUGACUGAAGACGUCGAAACUAACUUGGUAGUCACACAAAAAAUCGAUGUCAACCUGAAAAAUCAACAAAAUGGAACUGCCGAAGUAAAGGAAAAUGAAAAGUACACUCCGCCGUCGGACGGUGGCUCCAGAGCAUGGAUAGUGAUGUUAGGAUCGUUUUUCUGCAAUGGGAUAUUGUUCGGUGUGAUUAAUUCUUACGGUGUGAUUUACUCUGAACUCCACGACGAUCUCCAGAGAAGAAAUGUAACGAAUGCGGCUGGGAAAGCAGCUCUGGUGGGCUCCUUUGCCAUGGGUACUACUUUCUUCGUCUCUCCAGUAUCGGGGAUGCUCACCGAUUACAUAGGCUUAAGAAAAACCACUUUCCUAGGAGGCGCCAUUGCUUCUAGUGGAAUGUUCCUGUCUUCAUUUUUCGUGGACAACAUCGUCGCUCUCUGCAUAACUUACGGCAUCAUGUACGGUCUAGGAGGCUCUCUGGCGUACACGCCCUCCCUAGCCAUACUUGGCCACUACUUCAAGAGGUACCUGGGAAAAGUCAACGGUUUUGUGACCGCUGGCAGCUCUGUGUUCACCGUUGUUAUGCCUUAUGCCAUCGAUGCUCUUCUGAAAGCUUUUGGGGUAGUUUGGACCCUGCGAACCCUAGCCCUCGUCUCAAGCCUAAUCAUGGUAUGCGCCUUCUUAUUCAAACCAACAAACAAAAAUGUGACGAGUAAAAAGAUAUCAGUAAAGGACGUAUUCAACACAUCCUUAACCAAGAACAGAAGGUAUGUCUUCUGGGCCAUGGGCAUUGCCUGUUCCUUAUUCGGAUACUUCGUGCCAUAUGUGUAUAUGUUGAAAUUUGUGUCGGCAAACUUCGACAAAGGUUCAGAUACCAAGUUGCCCAUCCUGUGCAUAGGUGUAACAUCAGGUUUAGGGAGACUGAUUUUUGGUUACAUAGCUGACUUACCAAAAGUGAACAGGAUCUACUUGCAGCAGCUCAGCUUUUUCAGUAUAGGACUGCUGACGAUUCUUCUUCCGUUCUCUGCAGGAAAAUAUGGAUGGUUGAUAGUCAUCGUUUUGGGUAUGGGACUAUUUGACGGAUGUUUCAUAUCACUUUUAGGUCCCAUAGCUUUCGACAUUUGCGGUCGGGAAGGAGCAACUCAGGCAAUAGGCUUUCUUCUAGGUAUUUGCGCCAUACCCCUCACAAUUGGCCCGUACAUAGCGGGGGUAAUAUUGGACAAUACCUCUAGCUACACGCUGCCCUUGAUUUUAGCAGGCAUCCCUCCAAUUCUUGGGUCGUUAGGAAUGUUUGCACUCAAAUUUACAAAAGGACCUACAAAAAGAAGGGAAGAAGGAGAGGCGCCCCUUAGAGGGGCGAAUAACGAGACAGAACUCGUUGGGAAACAAGAAGAAGAUGGCUUGUAAUUCAAUAAUUCUUGACAAAUUUGACAACGUUUUAGUAGUAGCACGUUUGCUUUUACUUAUUUUGCUAGCUGUAGAUGUACAUUUUUUUAUUUUCACAAGGGCAUUUACAAAUUUUUAUAUAUAUUUUUUGAUAGCGUUGAAUUGUUUUCCUGAUUUUUCAUACACUUGACAUUUUGUACUGAUUUUUAUCGACGAUCAUUAACAUCAGAAACUCAUUACUACAGGGGGUAUCUCUACGCUGUAUAAGCAUGAAUCAUCGUGACUGGUUUUUGAAAUACUGUUGACUGUAACUAGACACAUAAUGUUUGUAUAAGUUUAUAUUCAUAAUGAAUUAUUGAUAUAUACCUAUGUCAAAAAUAUAUUACUUCAGAAAAUUUACAACGAUACUGAUAGUGUCAGUAAUGAAACAAAAUAUUUUUCUACAAUCACAUAACAAAAGAGGCUUUCCUGCUUUUAUCUCGAAGUUGACUUUUACUUUAUAUGUUCUAGAAAAAAAAAAUCGCGGUUUGUAGUUAUUGCUUACAAUCCAACAUUCCAGUCGAAUGUGUUCACCGUAAUCAUUAUUGAUAAGUCUAUAUUUUGUUGUUGAUUGUAGAAAAACGUUAAAUCUGUGAUUCGAGCAAAAGUAUCACUACCUCUCAGAUUGAAAUAAUCCUUCUGAAGCGAACAAAAUGUUAUUUUGCGCUCUUACUACACAAAUAACAGUUGUAACAAUUUUUUUUUGAGUAAAUUGUAACAGCUUAACUUUCCAAAAAAUUCUGGAUGGUUGAAUAUUUUCUCUGGAACGAUAUUUUUGAAGAUCAUUCGUUUGAGUAACUUUCAAAUAGGAAUCUAGUGAUAAUCUUGAUUUUGACCAUGACUAAAUGACUUUAAAUUAACCUUAUUUACUAUUGUUUGUCAUCUUUGACAAAUAAAGCGAAAAAAUUUAUAAUCACAUAGCCUUUUUGUAAAAUAUCUUGUCAGAAGAUAUAUUGAAUCAUCCUGAAUACUUUGGGCAAUCUAAAUAUUACUUGUAUGUAAAGCUUCAACUGUCUGGAUCUAUGUGUGUCAAUUUUUCAAAACGUAUACUUGAUCUCCUGUUUAUUUGAAAUAACAUAAUGUACCAAUCCAAUCAGAGACCAAAAAUAUCCUAGUCGUUUUAUUUGAAAUCAAUAUUUUUUCUCAUGUCAAUAAUACAGAAUAUUCAAUAAAUGGGUUGACUCACAAAAGAUACUCUCCGUAUCUACAUGUACAUACAAGGUCAUUUCGAAGUUUCAUGGGAAAUAGAUUAUAUUUCUACGAAACAAUAUUAGUAAAUUAAUAUGGUGGAACUCAAUAGAAAAUAUUUCUUGCAAAAAUGAUGUUAACAAUUAUUAUCUUCUGGAAAUUUUCUUCAAGUGAUCUUGUAUAUCUUCAUUUGUGGAAAUAAUGUUAUCAUAUUUCAUGUUAAUUGUUUGGAUUUGAAAUCUAUUUCAAUAAAGUUAUCAAUCGUUAUCUA